AUGGGUAAGAAAGUGAAACGGAUGGCCGAGUCCAAGACUCUCCUUAGGGAGAUUGCAGAGCUUUUCAAUAAAACAGACCAUGCCGACGUCAAAAUCCGUAUCGGCGAGUUCGAGUUGCCGGCCCACGGCUUAGUCCUAGCGGCUCACAGCCCAUACUUCAAAAAAGCCCUCAAGGGCAACUUCCAAGAAAGCGAGAGCAAGACGUUUCAAUUCCGCGAAGGAAGUGCACAUGCGUACUGGAGAGUCUUCGAGUUCAUGUACACCAACAAUUAUUCCGAAGAAGUCGAAUCGAUCGAAGCGCAAGGUGGCUACUCAGUACUUCGAACCGAGACCAGUGCUAAUCUUUACACAGAUGACGCCGAUGAACUGACGAAGCACGUGCGAGUCUAUGUCUUAGCAGAUUUCUUCUUAAUGCCAGAACUGAAGAGAUUUGCCGUCGAAAGACUCAAACCAAAGCUUAAAGAGCUUUGGGGCCGUAGCCCCUAA
Molecule: messenger RNA, 486 nt
Organism: Colletotrichum costaricense
Lineage: Eukaryota; Fungi; Ascomycota; Sordariomycetes; Glomerellales; Glomerellaceae
Exons: 3
Coding region: 1-486 (161 amino acids)
Molecular function (GO): protein binding
Source: RefSeq, a predicted model, not a curated record